GGGGGGGGGGUCAACAUCCUAAUAGCGCGUGGACAUGAUUAGGGUUGAUCCGGGCUCAAGCCUGUGUACUGUACCUCCUUGCCCACGUAUCGAUCUCCAAACUCGGGAAGCACUUCAAGCCACGUUAAAAGCGCAUAGGCAGACGACUAGACGCUCGAAUCAUCUCAUCGUCGACGUUGGCAGCCACCAACACAGCCCCUUUUCUUCACCCCAAGACCCCAAAAAACAACAACAAAACAAAAACAGCCAUCAUGAGCAUUCUUCCACCUGUGCUGGCAGUAGCCACCGGAUGGACCAAGAUGAGCCCCUUGGGCAGUUUCGCCUUGUAUUUUGCAGCAGUGUCGGCGCUGCUCGGCCUGGCCGCCUACGUGAUACGCAUCGGCGACCACGUCAGGCGCAUGCCGCCGUUUAUCAACCCCCCCAAGCCGUACGACCUGACUUACUCACGUAGUAAGAUGCAGGCCGUCGCCGGCACCGAAGGCCUGAUGAGCAAGGCGCGGGAAAGGUUUGGCGACAAGCCUUAUAGUAUUGUCACGCUCGGCGGGCCCGUCAUGGUGCUGCCGGUCAGGUUUGCAGACGAGAUCCGAAGUGAUGCCCGAUUGAGCUUCACAAAGUCGGCGGAACAGGACUUUCACGCCCACUUGCCCGCUUUCCGGCCCUUCAAAGGAGACAUCACCGAGCUGCUAGCCGCAGUUGCAAAGACUCAUCUGACCAAACUCAUUGCCAAAACGACGAGGCCUCUCUGUGACGAGGCAUCCCGCACUCUCAAGAUGCGAAUCGGUGAUGUUUCGGAUUGGCAGCACCUUGGCCUCGAGGACCUGACGCUGGACAUGGCCUCCCGCAUGGCGGCGCGCGUGACCUCUGGCGAAGAGCUGUGCCGCAACGAGACAUGGCUCCGCAACACGAUCCAGUACACGAUCCACGCCGCCGUCGCCGCCGCCAAGCUGAGGCUCUUCCCGGCCCCGCUCCGAUAUCUGGCGCAUCUCGUCCUGCCCGAGUCCCGCGCCAUGCGUGCCGAGCUCGCCAGGGCCCGCGAGCUGGUCGCCGGCGUUGUCGACAAGCGCCGCCGCCAGAGGCUGCAUGCCGCCGAGGCGGGUCUGUCGGCGCCGCGAUACGAAGACGCCAUUGAAUGGGGAGCCGCCGCUGCCGCCGAGCAGUCCCGGGCGUCUGGGGGUGGUGGUCACUACGACCCGGCUCUGUUUCAACUCCAAACGUCCGUCGUUGGUCUUCACAGCACUACCGACCUUCUCACGCAGACUCUUAUCAACAUACUAAUCCACCCAGAUGUCGUGCCGCCGCUGCGUCGCGAAAUAGUCUCCGCCCUUGGUACUGAGGGCUGGUCAAAACCGUGCCUGCAUAAGCUGCAGCUCUUGGAUGGGGUCAUGAAGGAGACGCAGCGUCUGAAGCCGCUGGAGUUGAUCACCAUGCACCGCAUUGCCACAGCCGACGUACGGCUAUCAGACGGCAGCCUGAUACCAAAGCACACGCACUCGGUGGUGGCCAACACGACGCGGCUGGACCCGUCCGUCUACGAGAACCCGGGCGACUUUGAUCCGUUCCGCUGGAUGAGGAUGGGGGACUCGGACGAAACCAAGCACCAGGCGCCCAUGGUCAGCGCGGGUGUCAACUCGCUCGGCUUCGGCUACGGUCUGCACGUGUGCCCCGGCCGCUUUUUUGCCACAGACCUCGUCAAGAUGGCUCUCUGCCACCUGCUCAUCAAGUACGACAUGGAGCUGGAUCAGGAGUCCCGUCCCAGGCCGUACGUGCCCAUGGGCUUCUUUCUGGGCCACGACCAGCAGGUCAAGAUUAGGAUCCGGAGGCGAGCAGAAGAGAUUGAUCUGGAUAUAUAGGCUGAGAUCAGACUAGACCAAGUAAGAGGGAUAAAAGAAGAGAUGAUCGUCGAGCUGCAAUUCAGACUUCAACGGGUGCAUCAGAACUCGAUAGACCCAGAACUAAACUAGAUACUAGAACUAGUCCACGUGAGAAUGACCCCAGAUCUUCUGUCUAUACUAUCUUGGCCAUAAAAACAAAAGC
Pyricularia oryzae 70-15 is the source of this 2034-nucleotide messenger RNA. Its product is annotated as P450 monooxygenase. The record is from RefSeq and is a predicted model, not a curated record. Gene Ontology annotation, molecular function: heme binding; monooxygenase activity; oxidoreductase activity, acting on paired donors, with incorporation or reduction of molecular oxygen. Bases 252 to 1850 code for a protein of 532 amino acids. The transcript is spliced from 5 exons. NCBI's taxonomy places the organism in Eukaryota, Fungi, Ascomycota, Sordariomycetes, Magnaporthales, Pyriculariaceae.